Molecule: messenger RNA, 528 nt
Organism: Dentiscutata heterogama
Lineage: Eukaryota; Fungi; Glomeromycota; Glomeromycetes; Diversisporales; Gigasporaceae
Source: the annotation of a GenBank genome assembly
GUAUUUGAAUAUUAUAUUUCGCAUCAUCUAGGAAAACCCUUUGAAUCAAUUUUCGGUGGUGUUACUUGUUUACCUGGAUGUUUUUGCAUGUAUCGUAUUAAAGUACCAAAGUAUGAUGGUCAUAUAGUACCAAUCCUUGCUAAUCCAGAUGUUGUGGAAAUGUAUGCUUCAAACAGUGUAGAAACGUUGCAUCAAAAAAAUUUAUUGCUUCUUGGAGAAGAUCGUUAUCUUACAACUUUAAUGUUACGAACAUUCCCAAAAAGAAAAAUGAUAUAUGUACCCAAGGCUAUAUGUAAAACUGUAGUACCAGAUAAUUUCAAAGUUUUAUUAUCACAACGCCGAAGAUGGAUUAAUUCAACAAUUCAUAAUUUAAUGGAACUUAUUUUAGUACCACAACUUUGUGGUAUAUUUUGUUGUUCUAUGCAAUUUGUAAUUUUCUUGGAAUUGGUUGGAACUGUAGUAUUACCUUCAUCACUAUUGUUUAUGAUAUAUUUGUUUUUUCCAGCUAUGAGUGGCAGUGACGUGAAA